AGUACGAACAGUUUCAAACUGUACGAUUUUGAUGAUUUUUCCAAAAGAUCAUCUGCACAAUUGUUCUGAUUUUUUCCAAUUUGUUAGGUAUUAAUUGAUUUAGUAGAUAAUUAGUUAGGUCCGGUUAAGAAAAGCACCAAAAUGUACACUGUUUAAUUGUACACUGCUCCGAGAUAAUAAUAAUUACAUUGUAAUGCCACCGCGCCUUUAUAAUAUUUUAUUUUACCUACUUAGCUCGCGCCACGACCGUGGUGCUAGACAUAAAUUAUGGUCACAUCGUUAAAUUAUUGUCCGUUAUCAAACUAUAAUACGUCCUAUCAAGGUUAAUAGAUACCUAAUUUAAGUAAAUCAUGUGAUUUAUGUCCCGCUUAUUAUUUUUUUUUCAUUUGAAUUAUUAUCACUCAACAUUUCUUCUAUAAAUUGGUUAAUUUAUUUCAAAAUUAUUAGUAUUUUAUUUUAUUAAGUAUUUUAGUUAUUUUUCUAAUAUGGAAGAACGCGUGGAUCUAAUUAAAAAGAAAUUGGAUGAUUGCCGUUUAUGUUUCAGCUCUACCAAUGUAACAGUUCACAUAGGGCAGCAUAUUGACGAUCAUUUAUCAAUUGUUGAAAAAAUUCAAUACUGUACUUCACUAAUCGUGAAAGUGGGUGAUAAUUUUCCUCAGAAAAUUUGUACAACUUGUGCCGAAAACCUAGAUUUAAUCUACAAUUUUAAAAGUAAAGCAAUAGCAUGUGAUAUGGAAUUAUCAAGGGACGUUUACAAGUACAUAAAUUUUACUUAUAUUCAAACAUCAGAUGAUCCAUCAAAUAUUACAUACAAAUACUUGGAAGAACAAAACUCUUUGACAAUUGAUACAAAUAACCAAAAUAUUGUACACAUUGACAAGAAUGCAAGUAUAAUUAAAGAAAUUAUGAAUAAUGAAGGUAAAAUGUCAAUUGAAAAAAGAUUGAAUGGGAAUUCAAACAUCUAUCAAGGUUCAAAAACUAAUGAUCAAAAGAAAAGUACAUCAGUUGAUCUUAAACGAAAUUCAGAUAAGUCUUUAUUUGACAAUAAAAAUAACAAUUCAAAACAAAUAAAAAUUGAUAAUGAAAUUGACAAUGAAAAACCAUUGGCUAUUGUUAAAAAUGGCAAAGUUGUAUAUAUUUGCGGUGAAUGUAAUUUUGAAGCAGAAACAAUUAUGUGCCUAGUUAGUCAUCGAGCUCGCUUUCAUUUAAACGUGGGUAGUUUCAAGAGUUCAGAGUGCUCAACUUGUUACAAAUUUUCAGAAAAGCUUAAGCAACACAUUUUAAUGCAACAUAAGGAUACUUUUAAUUGCCAAUAUUGUGAAAAAAGUUAUUCAAACAAACGAAGUCUUGCUCGUCACACCAAAUGCCAUCAAAAUGAAACUCCAUUAGAAUUUCAAUGUGUAAAAUGCAAUGCAUAUUUUGAUACCAUAGACAAAAUGGAAGAUCAUUUUGUAGUACAUUAUGCAAGUCCUUCAAUUAAAUUUGGGUGUGAUCAUUGUGAUUGCACGUUUACAACAUACACGGCAAAACAAAAACAUACCAAUCUUGAUCACUUGAUUGAAAUUGAAUGUGGCAUUUGCCAUGUUGUCUUACCGACUGAAGAAGCUAUGGAUAAACACAAUUAUUCUGUACACCAACCUCAGAAAUAGAAAAAGGAAAUGUACAAGUGCAUUACGUGUGGAAAAUAUUUUUCUUUAUUGAAUAAGUUUUAAAUUAUAAAGAAAUACAUUUAUCUCAAAAUGUAUAGUUUCAAUGACUUAUCAAGCAAGAUUUUUUUAUUUUUUAUUUUUAAAUUUUUGUAAUAUGUCAUGACUGAAUUUAUACUUAUAUAUACACUUAUUAAUUUAUACAAAGUAGUAUAUUUCAAAAUUAUCUUCGAUAUUAAUUUUGAAUAUUAUAUAAGUUACUAACUGCCUAACAAUCUGUAUAAAUACUGAUUAGUGUUAUUACAAAUGUUGGCAUUAUAUAAGAUAUUU
Molecule: messenger RNA, 1976 nt
Organism: Acyrthosiphon pisum (pea aphid)
Lineage: Eukaryota; Metazoa; Arthropoda; Insecta; Hemiptera; Aphididae
Product: zinc finger protein 107-like
Exons: 4
Coding region: 486-1649 (387 amino acids)
Cellular component (GO): nucleus
Molecular function (GO): zinc ion binding
Source: RefSeq, a predicted model, not a curated record